AUGAUUGAAUUUCUAUUAAUGGUAAAUAAGCAAGGGCAAACAAGAUUAAGUCAGUAUUACAAUAAUUUAAGUAUUGAAGAAAAAACAAUAUUGGAAGGAGAAUUAAUUAGAAAAUGUUUAUCAAGAGUUGAUUAUCAAUGUUCAUUUUUACAAUAUAGAGAAUAUAAAAUUAUAUAUAGAAGAUAUGCUAGUUUAUAUUUAAUUGUUGGUGUUACAAAUAAAGAUGUUAAUGAAUUUGCUAUCCUUGAGAUGAUUCAUAAUAUAAUAGAAAUUCUCGAUAAAUAUUAUGAAAAUGUAUGUGAAUUAGAUAUUAUGUUCAAUAUAGAUAAAACCCAUUUUAUAAUUGAUGAAAUUAUAUGCAAUGGUGAAAUUUGCGAUAUGAACAAAACAAAUGUACUUAGGCCGAUUCUUUUGAUGGACAAAUUUUCAUUAAAAAUGUGA
Molecule: messenger RNA, 441 nt
Organism: Plasmodium gallinaceum
Lineage: Eukaryota; Apicomplexa; Aconoidasida; Haemosporida; Plasmodiidae
Product: AP-4 complex subunit sigma, putative
Exons: 2
Coding region: 1-441 (146 amino acids)
Biological process (GO): vesicle-mediated transport; protein transport
Cellular component (GO): intracellular membrane-bounded organelle
Source: RefSeq, a predicted model, not a curated record